Phodopus roborovskii (desert hamster) is the source of this 517-nucleotide messenger RNA. It is a transcript of the gene Atp5mg, whose product is annotated as ATP synthase membrane subunit g. Bases 117 to 428 code for a protein of 103 amino acids. Gene Ontology annotation, biological process: proton motive force-driven ATP synthesis. NCBI's taxonomy places the organism in Eukaryota, Metazoa, Chordata, Mammalia, Rodentia, Cricetidae. The transcript is spliced from 3 exons. Gene Ontology annotation, molecular function: proton transmembrane transporter activity. The record is from RefSeq and is a predicted model, not a curated record.
CAGGCAUAGAGAGGGGGCAGCCUGACCUUGGAAGUGGGGCAGGGGGCCUGCCACGGGUCCUUCCGAGGGUGACAUUCAGCCGGCGGUGCGAGGAGACGGACCUUCCACCCUACACCAUGGCCAAGUUCGUCCGUAACUUCGCGGAGAAGGCCCCGGCGCUAGUAAGCGCUGCCGUGACUUACUCCAAGCCUCGAUUGGCCACAUUUUGGUACUACGCCAGGGUUGAACUGGUUCCCCCAACCCCUGCUGAACUCCCUGCAGCUAUUCAGAGUGCAAAAAAAAUAAUUCAAAGUGCUAAAACUGGUAGCUUCAAACAGCUUACAGUUAAGGAAGCUGUGCUAAAUGGUUUGGUCGCUACAGAGGUGUGGAUGUGGUUUUAUAUCGGAGAGAUCAUAGGCAAACGUGGCAUCGUUGGCUAUGAUGUUUGAAGACUGAUCUUUAACAUCUGAUUUUGAGUUUUUACUUGAAUGUUCUUGAACCACAUGUAAUGAGACUGAAUAAAAUACUAGCUGUCGAA